Messenger RNA from Pectinophora gossypiella (pink bollworm), 921 nucleotides. RefSeq lists its product as uncharacterized. The transcript is spliced from 8 exons. NCBI's taxonomy places the organism in Eukaryota, Metazoa, Arthropoda, Insecta, Lepidoptera, Gelechiidae. The record is from RefSeq and is a predicted model, not a curated record. Bases 1 to 921 code for a protein of 306 amino acids.
AUGCAAAGCAGUGUAGAACCAACGAGGAAUCCGCAUAGAUCGCAGCUCAGAACCACAUACUCCACCAUGGCGUUGAAGAUGAUGCAGCCGGGGUCGCACAAACUCCCGCGCACACCGCACCACAGUGUCCGCUUCACACAAGACGACCACAAGUAUAAAUCUCUGGACUUCUCCCAGGAGUCACCAGAGUCAGGAGACAGCUACGGGGGCCCCCAGUCCUUCCCGGGGCAGGACUCCGGGGCCCCCAGCCCUGAUGGCGGCCCCUACCAGCCUGCGGCCCUCAGGUUGAAGCAGAAUGAACAACGAAUCAAACUCCUGACCUCGAUCAACCAUAUCGUCCAGCAGCGCGCCGAGUUGGAGUCCAACCGCGUGACGCUGUCCAACUUGCUGGAUGAGCUGCGACGGAAACUCAAGAGGAGGAUCGAGGAAUGUCACGUUGAGAAGAAGGAGAAGAUGAAGGCUUUAAAACAAGCUAACCUGAAGCUGGAAAAGGAGCGGUUCGGCCUCGCCAGCGAGGUCGAGCACCUCAAACGCCACCUGGAGAAAGAGGAAGCCCACCACGUACAACAUGCCAGGAAUGCUGUCGCUCAGGCGAUCCAGGGGGUAGCGAAGGGCAUGCCAUCAGAGCACUUCUUCAACCCGUGUUCUAUCAGCGACCUGCCGGCUGUGGUCAGCAGAAACGUUGCUAAGAACGCUCCCUCCAGAGUCGCUGACAACAAGUUGGCAGCAGCGCGUCUGAUGCGCGACAUCGCUGAGCUGCGGCAGCGGGUGGCGCAGGUGGAAGCCAGACUGGCAAACGAGCUCAAGCGUAAGAGGCAGACUGAACUCGACAUUGUGCGACUGAGAAAGGAGCUUUCGAUGACCAAGAGCAGCGUCGCCGCGCUGCGCACCCCGCGCCCCCAUUGUGCUAGGUUUGCAUAA